Messenger RNA from Melampsora larici-populina 98AG31, 1533 nucleotides. RefSeq lists its product as uncharacterized. The transcript has 3 exons. The coding region runs from base 1 to 1533 and encodes 510 amino acids. Lineage: Eukaryota; Fungi; Basidiomycota; Pucciniomycetes; Pucciniales; Melampsoraceae. The record is from RefSeq and is a predicted model, not a curated record.
AUGAAGAAAAACAUAUUAUGCUUGGGGUGGUGUUUAAUGUUUUCCUACGCCCUCUGCGCGCCUUUUCUAUCGCAAAGCGGAAAUGAAGUUGAGGACUGGAACCCGUUCAUGGCCCUCGGAGACUAUCGAAUAGGCCAUGAGCUUCAAUUUGAAAGAUCAAAUCCUUCGACAGAGCUCCAUAGACAAGAAUAUACAAAUAUGGCAAGGGAACACUCAAGACUUCAUCGCGCCAGACUUGAAAGAGAGAAGGGGAAAAAUAUGCUGCAUGAACGAUUCAAGGCGUCCGAAAUCCUCGGGCCAUUAAACGAAGAACUUGAAUAUAAGGCACAUUCAAGCAGUGUGUUUUCAGAACUUGUUCAGAGAUUUGUCGACUUGUUCACUGAUGCGGAAAAAAUGCGAAAGCUUUUAGCGCUUUGCAAAAGCGCCAAGACACAAAGCGAAGGAAUCAAGCCCAUAGUUAGGGAUCUACAGAAAUUGGUCACUGAGCAUCAGUUCGAGGCAUAUCUCUUUCACAGAGGGUCUCGGUUUGAAUAUAUUGUCUUCACAGCACUAGAAUAUUUACAAGGAGAGGAUUUGAACGUAUAUGAUAGACUGUGGACCUUGAGUAUACUUCGAAUACUUCAGUCUCUCUUGCCAAGGGGAUAUUUAGAGCCUAUCAGACAGGAUCCAAACACAGGUCGUGUCUGCCGAGGAGGAUUGGAGCUUUUCCUCACAGAAGGAAUUGACUUGGUGAAGGACUUAUCACAGGGAAGGAAAGACAGCUUCACUCCCGACGAAUCUGUUGCAGAAGCUCUCAAGAGAGUUGAGCUGAUCUCAAACAUCAGGAAUCACCUUCAGGACUCCCAAAGAGGUCAUCAAACGCCUGGAUUCAUAGCGAUACAUGAUAAAUUACUUCUAACAAGGUCUUUGUCCAACGGAGGUGUUGUUGAGUCAUUGGCAUUACAAGCUUUGCAGCACAUGAAUGCGAAAGAUACUCCAGAUGAAGAGAUCCAUUGUUUGGACCUUAUAUUGAAUCAUCUGCAGAAAUUCUAUCCAGCUGUCCGUGAGAUUAUCUUCUCUCUGCCAUCAACCAGUAAACCUUCUCAAGUGAUUCAAGAGAGAUUCAAGUGUCAAGCUGUAUUGCAGCCCCAUAUUGAAUUAUACCUUGAAAAAGGGGAUAUAGACCCUUACAUCAAGAGCCUUCUUCUACCCUUUUUAGGCCGGCAUUCAGUCAAUCUGGAUGAUGUAAAAAAUCUUCUACAUUCAUGCAAUGUCCAUGAUUCAGCACUUCAAGAUUUAAAAGUACAAUCACAUGGUACAGAUGUUACAAAAGAGGAGCAGUAUCAUAGAGAUCAAGACUUCUUCAUUGACAUGAUGUAUAAAGUCAGCCCUUAUCUAGAGGGGCUUCAGGAUCAUCUAGAUAGUCUGGUGAAAAAAGGUUGUAAGCCUUCACACUUUUAUCUCACCCCCAAAACAACACCACACAACACAGAUUAUCUUUCUGUGAUUUUGUUCUUCAAUAAAUGGCUGAUUGAAGUUUUCCCUGAACUAUGA